Suillus discolor is the source of this 552-nucleotide messenger RNA. RefSeq lists its product as uncharacterized. NCBI's taxonomy places the organism in Eukaryota, Fungi, Basidiomycota, Agaricomycetes, Boletales, Suillaceae. Bases 1 to 552 code for a protein of 183 amino acids. The transcript has 3 exons. The record is from RefSeq and is a predicted model, not a curated record.
AUGUUCUCCCUAUCAGUUCCUACAUGCUAUCGUUCGCCCUCAAUCACACUUCUGAUAAGGCUUUCUCAACUGAUUCGGCGGGCGUAUGCGACGACUCUCACGAAGCGUUCUGAUCCAAGUCGGCUGCCGAUCCUUUCUCAUCUCUACACUUAUCAGUCAUAUCUUCGUUAUGCGAUAUCAUUCGUUCGCAUGUGGUGUGCCUUGCGCGUUAUCUACAUUGAUAUCGUACUCUCCCUCCAGUUCUUUCGUCUACGUUUGAAGCUUAAAGGGCCACUCGCGUCCUCCAUAAUAACCCCUUUUGCAUCAACAGACGUUAAUCAGCCUCCGCGAUUACUCGCUGGUGAAGUGAUCUACAUCUUGUGCCUGUGCCGGAUGCAGCAGCGGCCUACGCGCAUACGCUUUCCUCAAGUGCUAAAACUCACAAUCGAGGGUCCAUCCCUCCAUGUGUAUCGCGAUCUUGGACUUUUCAGAACACCAUCAGAAGGUGUCAGUCGGGGACCUUGUAUCAGUAUUUUGAACCUUGAUAUCAAGAUCGGUCCAUCAGAGCCGUAG